CGCUGCAAUCCAGCCGGAUGUUUUGCGUCGCCAGUAUGUGACGGGAACAUUUGCUCGUUUUGUCACAAAGCUCAUCGCGCGGCUCCUGCGGCGGCCCCGACCAGGCACCGAUGAGUCGAGCUUUGUGAGAGGGCAGCAGUCAGCCCCGUGUGCUGGAUGUCUGUGACAGAUCCAUGGGCCAGAAGGACCAUGUGGAGGCAGGAGCAGGCCACAUCCUCGACCUGGGGCUGGAUUUGGAGUAUCUCCACGUAGCAGGGGCCGACCGGCAGGCUGGCGGCACCGACGGGCCCCCUGCUAUGGAGGAGCAGGGGGAGAGCUCCAGCGACAGCAGCGCCGGCAAUUCCCCUCCGCCAGCGGAAAAUGCCGGGUCUGAUGCGGAGUGCGAGUCUUCCAGCACCACCCUCGCUGCCAGCCCUGACCCGGACGGAGGAGAAGGAGGGUUAACUCACAGUAAGAACGCCCACCAGCCGCUUUGUCGGACCCAGUGUGUGGACUUAGGGACCGAGGGUCCUCCUGAGCCCCCGUCUGAACUCUCACCAGAGCACGAGCGCGACACCCCUGCCCAGCCUUCACCCAGCUCCCCGUGUAAGGACCCACCCGAGCCUCCGUCCACAUCAGAGCCGGCGUCCGAGGCCGGUGGGAAGGAGUACCAGGCGAAGCUGGAGUUUGCCCUGAAGCUGGGCUACUCUGAGGAGACAGUGCGACUGGUGCUGUCCAAGCUCGGCCCUGACACCCUCAUCAACGACAUACUGGGAGAGCUGGUCAAACUGGGCACCAAGCCAGACAGCGAGCAGCCGGCUGGAUCAUUAGCCUCUACCUCAUCUUCUUCAUCCUCCUCUUCCUCUUGUGGUUGUUCCGAUUUGCUGGAUGGCCAGAGGUCGGACUCGCCCUGUCCUUCAGACUCUCUGUGCGACCAGGACAACCUGCGGCCUGUUGUGGUGGAUGGCAGUAACGUAGCCAUGAGCCAUGGCAACAAGGAAGUGUUUUCCUGCCAGGGCAUCCAGCUGGCUGUCGAUUGGUUCCUGGAGCGUGGCCAUCAUGACAUCACAGUAUUUGUGCCUGCAUGGAGGAAAGAGCAGUCCCGGCCCGACGCCCCUAUAACAGAUCAGGAGAUUUUGCGUCGACUAGAGAAGGAAAAGAUCCUCGUCUUCACUCCUUCCCGGCGCGUCCAAGGUCGGCGCGUGGUUUGCUAUGACGACCGCUUCAUUGUCAAGCUGGCCUAUGAGUCAGACGGCAUCAUUGUCUCCAACGAUAACUACCGAGACCUGGCUAAUGAGAAGCCCGAGUGGAAGAAGUUCAUUGACGAGCGGCUGCUCAUGUAUUCCUUUGUCAAUGACAAAUUCAUGCCCCCCGAUGACCCUCUUGGUCGUCACGGCCCCAGCUUAGACAACUUCCUGAGGAAAAGACCCGUCAUGCCUGAGCAGAAGAAACAACCUUGCCCAUAUGGAAAGAAGUGCACUUACGGCCACAAGUGUAAGUACUACCACCCAGAAAGAGGUGCUCAGCCCCAGCGUGCCGUGGCUGAUGAGCUGCGCGCCAGUGCCAAGACCUGUGUCACCGCAAAAAACCAGGGGGACGCUGGGCUGGUGAAGAGCCACAGCGUGCCAGCUGGCAGCAUUGAGGCAAAAAAAGGCGCUCCGAAAAGGCAGUCGGAUCCCAGCAUCCGAGCUCUGUCGUACAGCGAUGCCGAGGAGAAGCUGCUGGCAAAAGGCAGGGCGGAAAGCCAGAAGGGCGGCAUGUGUGGCAGCAGCAGUAGCAGUGCGAGUAUAACCAUGUCCUCAGCCCCGGGAGGCGGCCCUCUAUCCGGACUUAACCUUCCCCAGGACCAGCAGUCCAGAGCAGGGACUCCGCAUGGUCUACCGGCCCCCAGCCAUGACCUUUACCCUCACUGUGAGUCUCCAGACUUGAGCUACUACUCCGUAACGCGCGCCUACUCUGGCCUGAGCCUCUCCUCCAGGCGGAGCCCGGACUGUCGCUUCCCCAAUGACACAGACCUGCGGCUGGGCUCCAUGGGCUCAGCGGGCUCCGAAUGCGGCAGCGAAAGCAGCGUGAGUUGCGGUAGCAGCUGCGACUCGUACAGCGAGAGGCCGUGUCCCGGAUGCCCCCCGGACACCUUACUGGAAGACAGCGUCCAUUUUGCUAAUCCCCACAGCCGGCUGUAUCCCCAUCACGCCGCAUCAAACCACGAACUCUGUGGCCUUCAUCCUGCCGAUUACACAAAUAUCCAACACAGCCACGCGUCUAAUACUGGAGUACACGGCUACCACCUGAGUGUAGCACGUGGGCAGAGCUGUGCCCACGAUCAGCCUCCGCCAGAGGCUCCCCCGAAGCGCCCUCUCUACCCCUUGCCCCCUCACCUCCAGCACCAGCCACUGGCUGCACGCUCCAGCUGCCCAGGCGACUACCACUCUCUAACCCAGGCCAACACCCAUCCCCCCGGCUCUCCUCUCGGCCGCUGCCUGGCGCCAACGCGAGCAGAGAGUGUGUCAGACUCACAUCUGUAUGAACACCUCUCCACAUCGCACCAUCACCACCGGACGAAAGCUCUGCCCAGCUGGGACACGUACUAUAGGCAGUCUGCACUGCCGCCGUCCAGGUAUGAGCCGUCUGCCUAUCAGAGCCUGCCAGACACACGCCAGUCAUCCUGGCACGCCCCUCCCUGGGCACAGGACGGCUACGCCCAGCACCACUCCUCUCACCCAGCUCUCCACCCAUCCCCGACGCAUUACCUAAACCACCCGCCGCCUCCAGCCCACUCUCCACACCCGCCUCACCCAUCCAGCACUUCCCUCCCGCCGUACCCGCCUCACAGCGCUCACCUUUCAGUGCCCUCCCACGCCCCUCCCCCGUCCUACAUGCCGCAGCACCCAGAAUCCCCUGCACACGGCCGCUACGGCGACGUGAGGGAGAAAGUGUACAUCAACCUGUGCAACAUCUUCCCCUCAGAGCUGGUGAGCCGGGUGAUGGCCAGGAGCCCUCACGUCACAGACCCCCAGCAGCUGGCCGCCGCCAUCCUUGCAGAGAAAGCCCAGACAGGCUACUGAAGAUGAAGGACAGGGUAAUCUCCCAUGUGAACAGUAGCAGUUACGUAGUCUGAGCAGGAACACGAAAACACAAACUGUGUUUGGUUUGCAUCAGCAGAGCAAACUGGAAUUUGCCGGUGCAACAUUUGAAGGCAUGUUGGGGUUUGCAUGGUGGAAUUAGAAACACUGGAAUGCUUUUGGAUUGUCUGCAAGGAGAGCGUUUUCUUUUCUCGUGACAUUAAUGAGACAAUGCAUACGUUUUAAAGGAUAUAAAAUGCCGAAGAUAAUCCAAAUCCAGCUCUGGUCACCGUGCAGCGACAACGAAAUCAACUUAAAGAAGUGUGGAGAGAGCGAGUCAUUUGACGACUUUGAUACAAAGUGCGACUUGUGGAGAUAGUUCUACACCUGUCAUGUUAGUCUUUAUUUAUUUAGUAGCUUAUUAUAUUUUCGCACUCACAUUAGGACUCGUUAUGCAUAAGAUUCAAAAGGCACUUUAUUUUUGUGUGUGUUUCUCAGCCGAAUCACAAACAAGUGAGUUGGUAUGGCGUCCAUCAAAUAUGACGGACUAUUUAAUCAUUUCCACCACGUUUGUGGCCGGAUUCUGAUUUGUAGGGACCACACACGCGCACACACACACACACACACACACACACACACACACACUUUUUUCAUUCAUGUGUAAAGUGCCAGAUGGAUGGGAUUUUCUACUUCAUAACUAUAAAGAAAGUAUCACAGAUAAAUUUCAUACAUUUCCACGUGAUUCUCCUCAUUAGUUUUGUGGCGAAUCCCCGUCUGGUGCUCCAUCAUCACAUGACCUUUCCAAGUUACUGUUCGAUCGAGGUCUGUGUAUCAUGGUUAUCUGUGUGUGUGUGUGUGUGUGUGUGUGUGUGUGUGUGUGUGUGUGUGUGUGUUUUUCCAUGUUGAUAGAUGUGGGUGUCUGAAAGAUCGUCGUCUUAUUUGAGACGACGUCAGUAUUUUGGUCAGAGUUGUAGCUGUAGAGAUGGGUGACCCUGUCGUGUGUACCUUAGUUUUAGUAAGGGACAUCUCUCUCUCUCUUUCUCUCUCUCUCUCUCUCUGGCCCUUUAUUUUGGGUCAACUCUGGCAUCUGCUACAGACAGAACAUCUGGACAUCAGUCAAUCAAACGUGUACGUAUUGUAAAUAUAUUUAACAGAUCCCCCUGCCGUGCUUUUUGGCGAACAGCGUCUACUGUCGUCUGUAGCAGAUCCCAGCUGAAUCCACGCUAGACAGAGAAAAACUUUGUUUGAUACAAAUUGUAUCAUUAACUAAGUCGCUGAUGUUAUAUACAGUACAUGGACUUGUUGAUCUGUAUUUAUCAAACACUCUUGAUGUAUUGCUAUAUGAUGAAGUGCAUUGACAACAGUUGUGUUCCGAUCGAGAUGUUCCAACUUUUAAUCUUGUGGAAAUUGCUUUGAGACAAUUAUUUCACAUAUGUUAUGAAACAAAAGGAAGUCGUCUGCCUACUAUGUUUAGGCAUCGCAACUUCUUUAUCUGCGCUUUUGGGUUUGAAGCUGGCUUAUUUUCUACAGGAGCUCCAGUUAAAUCAUGCGUGGGAAAUAUUCAUGAGUUUACCGGUCAUCCACCCAUUUGAAAAUGGAAGGGAAUUAGUCUGUUUUUUCAGUGAGGUUGGGGUCAGUUCAUUAUAAGUUUAUCAGUUUUUUUUAGCUUCUUUUAAGUCGGGAAGUAGAAAUCCUUUCAGGUAACAUACAACACUUUAUGCUUGAAAUAAUAGGAAAUUGAUGUUUUAUCAUUAACUAAUCUAUUGUUUCUAUUAAGUCAUACAACUGAGUGGAUAGGCUCCAACCAUGCUUAAUAAGUGAAAUUUUAUACUUGGGUCAGUCCCAUAACCCCAUGGCGGCCAUUUGAAAUGUCUGUAACAAUUAUUACAUGUUAUUGCAUACCUGACCUGUUCGGGAUAUUCAGCAUACUGGGACAGAAAAAUUAACAACAAUAAUUUGGACAUAUGUUGCCCUCAAUUGGUAGGACGUUAAAUGUUCUGAAGGCAGCGUUGGCUUAUCUACAACUGCGCCGAGGUCCAGAUAUUUAGGCCAUAUUCAAAUGUUUGCUGCCUGUCAGCUGAUUCAAGGAGCAGUUCACUAUGGCCGCCAUGGAUUUAAAGUCUACAGAGUGAGCUCGUCACACAGUUCAUCACAAGCCAGCUACAUAAAGCCCACUGGUUUCUUUCGCGUCCAACGUGUCACGUUGUACAAAUAAUGAGUAGUUGUACAAUAAGACGUGCUGUUGAUGAGAGAACCUUUGUGUGUAUUGAAGAAGCGCCUUCUCUCUGGCCUCCUGGCACUGUGUGUCAGUGUGGCACCUGAGGGUGGGCCCAAAGUAAUGCCUCUUCAUGGCAUUGUGCUUAUGACACAUCCAAUACUCUGAACUAUGUUCAGCUAACUGUUAUGCAUGCUUGAUUUGUUUUUGGUUUCUGCAUGGUUCCUUGUGUUUAAUUUGUGUACAUAGCUGUGUUUCUGUCCUGGAGGCUUGCCGUUUCUGUGACAUGAUGUUAGCUGUCGAGAUGCCUCUAGGCUUAUAUACACACAAAAAUUGCUUGUUUUUUUUCUGCUCGUUUAAGUUUUAUUGCAUAUAUCAGUUAGUAUUGAUUUCAGUACAGCACCCUCCUUUGACAUUCAAUGUAAAGUCAACGAGAGUGUUGCUGUGUUUUCUAUAAGGCUUGACAUUUACUCCAAAGGAUCACGCAUUUGCAAUGCAUCCCACUUUUCUCCAACAUUGUUUGCUUUGGAAGUGCACUUGGCCAUAGAUAGUGAUAAUGGAAACCAUUGUGUUAAAUCGACCUCUGUGCUGUAGCUUUACAAUGCUCUACAGGCCAGUAAACUCAAAUAGAAUAAAGAUCCUCUGUUUCCAUUUAUAUUUGCAUUUUGCCAGUAGUAUAACAGUGUAUCUUACUGAUUAUUGUAACAUUCUCACCUGUAAUUGUGAUUGUUCAUUAAA
This is a messenger RNA of Chelmon rostratus (copperband butterflyfish), 5994 nucleotides long. RefSeq names its product probable ribonuclease ZC3H12C. The record is from RefSeq and is a predicted model, not a curated record. Lineage: Eukaryota; Metazoa; Chordata; Actinopteri; Chaetodontiformes; Chaetodontidae. The transcript is spliced from 6 exons. Gene Ontology annotation, cellular component: cytoplasmic ribonucleoprotein granule; nucleus. The coding region runs from base 174 to 3044 and encodes 956 amino acids. Gene Ontology annotation, molecular function: RNA endonuclease activity; metal ion binding; mRNA binding.